UAAUAUUCUCAUCGAUUUGAUUAUAUAUAAGUCAGUCAUCGCACCUCUGUCUCCAUACAAACCCUAUCGCUUCUUCCUCUCUGACUCUUCCUACUCAUCCCCUGCACAACCAUCGUUGUUUUCACGAUCCAAUGACACUCUCAGAGGCCAAAAUAAGGGCUUUGAUUGAGGAAGUAAGGGGUCUGAGAUUGAUAACUGCUGUGAAAACUCCAUACCUCCCCAAUGGCCAAAUUGAUCUUGAUGCAUAUGAUGACUUGGUGAACAUCCAGAUUGCGCACGGCAUUGAUGCCAUUCUUGUUGGUGGAACGACCGGUGAAGGCCAAUUGAUGACUGUGGGUGAAAAAGUUAUGCUCAUCGGUCACACGGUUCACCAAUUUGGCGAUAAAGUGAAGGUGAUUGGUAAUGCCGGGAGCAACUCCACGGCACAGGCAAUUAGUAUCUCGGAACAGGGUUUUGCUGUUGGAAUGCAUGCUGCUCUUCAUAUUAACCCUUACUAUGGCAGAACCUCGAUGGAUGGUUUGGUUGCUCACUAUAAUGCUGUGCUUGACAUAGGCCCUGUGAUCAUAUAUAACAUACCACAAAGGACUGCUCAGGAUAUUCCUCCUAGUGUGGUGGAAAUCUUGGAAAAACAUCCUAACCUGGUUGGUAUCAAAGAGUAUGGGUCUAAUGAGAGGGUGAAAUUGUAUGCUGAUAAAGGAAUGGUUGUGUGGACUUCAAAUGAAAAAGAAUGCCAUGAUGGUAGGUGGGAAUGUGGUGCUGUUGGGGACAUGUCUGUUGUCAGCAACCUGGUUCCUAGUUUAAUGAAGGAACUCAUGCAUGGAGGCAAGAAUCCAGAAUUGAAUGCAAGGCUUUUGCCUUUGUUUGAUUGGCUUAUGCUUGAGCCAACCCCAAUUGCUUUGAACACUGCUCUUAUGCAACUUGGGGUUGUCAAGCCAGUUUUUAGGCUACCAUUUGUGCCUCUCCCUAAGGCAAGAAGGGUGGAGUUUGUCAAUUUGGUGAAGGACAUGGGCAGAGAGCAUUUUGUUGGGGAAAAAGAUGUUCAAGUUCUUGAAGACAGUGACUUUAUCAUAGUUAGUCGAUAUUAAUCAAUCCUGUGUGAGGACAGGUUACUAUUUAUUUAUGUUGGGGUUUCUGUGUAUUUUAUUUUCUAAGGCAUGCCAAAGUUCAAGAAUAAUGUUCCCACAUAUUACAAAAUAAGUAUGUAAGUAAUUUCACAAUAACACCAUUUGCUAGUAAAUGCAGAGGUGAUUUCAGUGUUUAUGCUUAUCCAACUAUUUUAGUGUAAAAUAGUUGGAAACUUAAAAUGUGAAUCUACUUAUUCUGCUUCUGUUA
Molecule: messenger RNA, 1332 nt
Organism: Lotus japonicus
Lineage: Eukaryota; Viridiplantae; Streptophyta; Magnoliopsida; Fabales; Fabaceae
Product: 4-hydroxy-tetrahydrodipicolinate synthase, chloroplastic-like
Exons: 2
Coding region: 132-1085 (317 amino acids)
Molecular function (GO): 4-hydroxy-tetrahydrodipicolinate synthase activity
Source: RefSeq, a predicted model, not a curated record